Molecule: messenger RNA, 261 nt
Organism: Colletotrichum spaethianum
Lineage: Eukaryota; Fungi; Ascomycota; Sordariomycetes; Glomerellales; Glomerellaceae
Exons: 2
Coding region: 1-261 (86 amino acids)
Source: RefSeq, a predicted model, not a curated record
AUGAAUUCUCAACGAGACACCGCCGAGUCUAUUGUGGUUCCCGGAUUAGGCUUGCAGACGCUCACGCAGGCCAUGACAUCCUUCGUGAAGGCUGGACCGAGCAGCCGCGUUAACGUCAUGACUACCGCCAGCGUCGGCACCAGCCCAGACGACUUAUUGAACGCGCAGUACUCCUGGUCUGGAAUAAGAUCAAGGCGGGACGGCGUCCGCAUGUUCUCGGCCUUUAUUGCGCAAGACGAUCCGAUAUCGCACAGCGGCUGA